UUGGAGCGUUUGAUUGUUCUACCCGUUUGUCCCUGUCAACCACAGCUGGAAUGACCCAAUUCAUGUUAUUGCUAACACCUGGAUAUAUGCUACUUUUUAGCAUUUGCUAGUGGCAGCUGUGUAAAUUCAAUCCAGUGAGACUAAUUUAUAAAAGUAAAAACAAUUAAUGUUUUAGCGAAGACGUUUGUUACGUGGUAGAAAAGAAGCGAUUAGCUUGGCCGCCCCCCCUCGUCUGUUAGCCGGGGUGGAAAGGAGGAGUUUAACCCAACAAUGUCAGGGAGGAGUCGGCUCUCUCUCCGCGCUCCUGUGUGGAAACAUCACCAUCCGUGCAAGUAACAACCUCGAACUAAUGCGCUUGUUUUUGUCGCUUCAAACUACAACAAAGAGUUACAUGUGCAUGCCGUGAGGAGGAAAACAACUCAAUUCAAACAACUAAGUAUGUUUGAAUGGAGGAAAAACACUAACCGGUGAGCCAGGCUACAAAGCAAAUGGAUUACUUUGAGACAUGAGGUGGAAGGAUCCAUCACAUAGGAGCCUGAGUUUGAGACUUUGAUACAGGCAGCAAUGGGAAAUUCCGAGAGCCAGUACAGCAUCCAGGGCCUCAAAGCCACCAACUUUGGCUUCUCUGGGACACAGAAGCCAUACUCGCUGAAGGUCGGGUCAGCCACAGACGACCCUCUGUCGCCUCACGAAUGGUGGAAAAGUGCACCAGUGAGCUCAGGGUACAAGGCCAAAUGUGUCAGCAGGGGUUGUCUCUCCCCUCCAAAAAGCCGACAGCCUUACUCUGCCCGUCACGCUGACUACUCCUCAAGGGGAGCGAGGGCCAGCCCGAAUGAGCAUCGCUGGCAUCGCUCAACAGGAUGUGGAAUACGCAGGCGGCAUGUCUCUGAUGACUAUGAAGAUAACCCGUACGGCGUGGACUUCAAUGGUCAGAGAGACAAAGAGCAGGUUUUAGUGAAACAGAGCAGCCCGCGAGUUGUGAUCAAGAAAGAUGGCAGUCUGAGGGUGGAAUUCACCAACACCUCAAGCAACGAUCUCCUCCUGGAUGAGGUCUCCGGUCCUGUGCAGCUCCUCAAGUUCUCUGCUAAUUUGGAAUCCCCCUCCACUUCUAGUCUGCCCGGCUCCGGCAGUAGUGAGCCUGAUGGUCUCCGCAGUGGUCCCCCGCCAGCCUCUACCUCCUCCACUGCCAGAACCAGUAAAGGAAGUUCUCUGAGCUCGGAUGGUUCUUGGUAUGAUUCCCCUUGGGGCGCCAGCACAGAACUCUGUGAGCAGGAUCAACCCUGCUGUGCUAUCAGUACACAGGAGCACUCCCCUAUCAACCAACAUGACUCUUUCACAGAGGAGUCACCCCCUUUGUCCAUCGGAGGCCUCUACAAGGACUCCACAAUGGCUGCUACCUUUCCCACAGCCAAAUACCUGUCCUCCCAUUUACUGGAAGCUCCAGUUGGCCAACAGCCACAUCGAGCCUCCCUUGCGUCAGUCUUGGAUGUUCCCUUGGAGGAGGAAUGCCUUGAGGCUCGCCAAUAUUCAUCAUACACCCUGCCCUGUCGAAGGCCCAAAGCUCACACCAUGAGCGAAGGUUUGGACCAGUACCUCAACCAUCAACAACAUCGAGAGCGGGCCAGAUCGGAAUUUGGCUUCCACAAGAAAGGUUCGAUAAAGAACCACAUUCGACGUUUCAGCGACUGGACUGGCAGCCUCAGCCACAAGAAAAGGAAGUGUCAGGAGACCACACACAAGGACCUGAGCGACGUCUUUGACAGUGGCGUUGAUGGCCUUACUGCAGACACUAGCUCCCCCUCUCAGGCCUCAAGUCUCCUCUGGUACCCAGGAGCCCCUAGGACCCAGUCAUCAGGAGCUAUACACCAACCAACAAACGACGCCCUCCGCCAGAACAUUUAUGAGAACUUCAUGAAGGAGUUGGAGAUGGGCAGUGGACAGGGAGGAAGUGAGAGGAGAGACCCUUCCACAGGCGAAGAGGAGGGGGAGAGUAGCAGUGAGUCUGCUGAAGGCUCCCUGGAGCAGCUAGACCUGCUGUUUGAAAAAGAGCAGGGGGUCGUCAGACGGGCCGGGUGGCUUUCUUUUAAACCUCUUGUGACUCUGCAGAAGGACAGGAAGCUGGAGCUGGUGACGAGACGCAAGUGGAAACAGUACUGGAUCACUUUGAAAGGAUGCACAUUGCUCUUCUAUGAGACAUACAGUAAAGGCUCUCAAGAGCAGGAGCUCUCACCUCGUUAUUCUCUUCUGGCUGAGGACAGCAUCGUCCAAGCUGUUCCCGAGCACCCCAAAAAGGAGAACGUCUUCUGCCUCAGCAACUCAUACGGCAAUAUCUACCUCUUUCAGGCCAGCAACCAGACUGACCUCGAGAACUGGGUGACAGCCAUCCAUUCAGCCAGUGCUUCUUUGCUGGCCAAGCGCCAGGGAAAGGAGGAUACAGUCCGCCUGCUGCGGAGUCAGGUCCGUGGCCUGUUGCAGAAGAUUGAUAUGGAUGGGAAAAUGAAGAAAAUGGCUGAGCUUCAGCUGACUGUUGUCAGUGACCCCAAAAACCGCAAGGCCAUUGAAAAUCAGAUCCAGCAGUGGGAGCAGAACCUAGAGAGGUUUAAUUUGGACCUCUUCAGGAUGCGCUGCUACCUGGCCAGUCUUCAGGGCGGAGAACUACCAAACCCAAAGAGUCUGCUGGCUAUCGCUAGUCGUCCCACCAAAACCAUCCUGGGCCGCCUGGGGAUCUUCUCUGUCUCGUCCUUCCAUGCACUGAUUUGUUCCAGAGACGAGGCCACACUGCGGAGGCGCUCACUGUCUCGUACUUUUCGAAAGCACAAGCGAGGCCUUUUCUCCUCCCUCAAAGGCCUUGACAACUUGACGAAGAAGGGCAAAAAGGUUUCUGCAUCACAGGUCUUCGAGGGCGACGCUGGAGGUCAAGUGCAUGCUGAGCCUUCCAAGAACACAGAGAGGAUGGAGAUGCUCGCCAGUAUCUACUCCAUGUCGCCACCUGAGGGCAGAGUGUGGGAUAGCAUCAGCUACGGCGCAGACGUGCUAACCUGUGUCCAAAUGCCAGAUGGCUUGACAACACGAGUUAACGUUGGAAGGGAACAGACAGCUGCGGACGUCCUCUCUGAAGCCUGCAAGGCUAAACAGCUGGACCCUGACCUGCAUCGACUGCGUCUGCACAGGCAGGCAGGACAGGAUGCAGAUAUUCGAGCCGUGGCUGCUGGCGAGCUCGUCUGCGAUUUGGUCACUGGCCAUUUGGAGGUGGUCCCAGUUAAUGUGUUUACUCUGAGUAUGAGCAGAAUGAGCGGCAUUGGCGAUUUUGGAUUUGCAGUAACAGGGAAUAUAGACGGUCAGAACAACAGUCGAAUCUUUGUCAGUGAGGUGCUUCCUGAUGGAUUGGGUUUCAGUGAAGGUUUGCGUCCUGGUGAUGAGAUCUUGAUGCUGAAUGGUCGAUAUGUGUCAGGCUUAGACCUUACACUCAUCCAGACGCUGUUUGCUGGGGAAACCCUUGACUUGUGCCUAAGGCGGGAUGGACCCCUGCCUCAAAACAGUGCAGUCAACCACCUAGCUCCUCCGACAUGCAAUCUCAGAGCCAAGUCGUCCUCAGAUUUGUGCACCACAGAGGAGGGUAGUGAGACCCAGUGCACCGGGCUAGAGAGUCACUCCCACUGUGCAUAUAGACCUGUUCAGCACAAGAGCGUCGACACGGUGUGCAAUCUAUACCAGUCCUUCCAGGAGGGAGAAGCCACCGGUGGCCCAGCGGCGGACACCAAGGAGCCGCUGACGAGGCAGGGUGGUGAAUUAGGGCCGAGCUCCAGGGGUGAAGGCACUCUUGUCAGAUCCUGUCCAAAGCACAUGAGCGGCACCGAGAGGUUAAGCAAGGUCAUCCAGGAGCUGGUGGACACAGAGAAGUCUUAUGUGAAGGACCUGGAAUGCUUGUUUGAGAUCUACCUGAAACCCCUGCAGAACGAAACCUUCCUCACACUGGAUGAGAUGGAGAGUCUGUUUGGCAGCUUGCCAGAGAUGUUAGACUUCCAGAGGGUCUUCCUACAGACGCUGGAAGAGAGGAUCGCCUCCUACCCUGACUUCAUCACACUUGAGACGCCUUCGCAGUUCAAGAAGCUUCUGUUUUCUCUUGGGGGCUCCUUCCUGUACUACGCUGACCACUUUAAGCUCUACAGUGGCUUCUGCGCUAACCAUAUCAAGGUCCAGAAAGUCCUGGAGAGAGCCAAGACAGACCGGGCCUUUAAGGAAUUCUUGGACGCAAGGAACCCAACCAAACAGCACUCAUCCACCCUCGAGUCCUACCUGAUUAAACCGGUGCAAAGAGUUCUCAAGUACCCUCUGCUGCUCAGGGAGCUGGUCUCCCUCACUGAUGCCAACAGUGAAGAACACUACCAUCUUACAGAGGCGCUCAAGGCCAUGGAGAAGGUGGCCAGCCACAUCAAUGAGAUGCAGAAAAUCUACGAGGAUUACGGCUCCGUCUUUGAUCAACUUGUCGCAGAGCAGGCUGGCCACGACAGAGAGGUCACUGAAAUCUCUAUGGGAGAGUUUCUGUUACAUUCCACUGCAGUCUGGCUCAACCCACACCCGUCACUGGGCCGCAUGAGGAAAGACCCUGAAAUGACCGUGUUCGUCUUCAAGAAAGCCGUGAUAUUGGUCUACAGGGAAAACAACAAGCUGAAGAAGAAGAUGACCAACCCUCGUUCAGCACUUUCUCAUGGUGAGCCCGACACAUUCAAGUUCCGUUGGCUCAUCCCUCUCUCGGCGCUUCAGGUCAGGCUGGGAAAUACAGCAGGACCAGGAACAGAAGGCAGCUGCAUCUGGGAGCUGAUUCACUCCAGGUCUGAAGUGGAAGGGAGACCACAGACGGUCUUCCAGUUGUGCAGCAGUGCCCCGGAGAGCAAGGUCAAUGUCAUCAAGGCGAUCCGAUCAAUCCUCAGGGAAAACACCAGGAGGAACACCAGAGGCGAGGCCACUUUGGAGCGCAGCUGCAAGGAGCGUCUGGCUGCCGUGCGUAACAACGCGCCCUGCACCGCCAGGCUGGGCUCCUCCAGGGUGUCCUGGUUGUGUCGGCAGCCCCUGGGAGACCCCCCCACCCAGUCUGGGAAGUCUGCAGCGGACUCUGAUGAAGGCAGCCUGAGCAGCGGCACCAACAGCGCGUCCGGCGGCGCUCCUCCACAUCUCCUUCCCGUCCAGGAAGACUGGUCUGGAUCUCCACCAGGUGGUGAUUCCCAGCCUGCCGCCGUCUCUGUGAAGGAGUCGGACAUUCUCAGCGAUGAAGACGAUGACGGUUUUAGCGAGUCGGCGGGAACGGGGAGAGACAGCGGCGUCGACACUCAGUUCUUCCAGCUCAAGAUCUCAGAGGAGCCCGUGCUGACGUACAUGCCAGCCCCCUGCGUCCAACCAGAGGGGGACACGCCUGACGUCCAGCACAGACUGGCGAGAGGCCAGCCGUGCGCGGCAAAGAGGAAAAGCUUGAGUUUGAGGAGGAGCCAGGGGGCGCUGGUGCGCAUGAAGGAGCAAAGCAGGUCAUUGGAUAAUGAUGCAGCAUCGCCUCCACUGGGACUGGACCUCAAUGCACUCCUGGAGAGGGACUUCAGUGUCCAAAGUCUGACCUCGGUGGUCAAUGAGGACUUUUUCUAUGACACGGGCCUGGACAGCACCCCCAGAGCACAGGACCAUACCACCAGUUAGUCCUGUUGGGCGCACCUGCGCUUCAUGAGGGCGGCAGUAAAUCUUCCAAACCGAGCAUUCCAUCCAUCCUACAUUCACCUUUCAGCUCAAUGGCAUUUUUCCCAUUCCACCUAUUCACCUUUCUUUCAAGAAAUAGUCAGCCCGGAAGGGGGCGGAGCCACAUAACACAAACACAUUUUCUUUCUUCGGAAGACCCACACUGGGGUUGUUUGCUUCCACAGAGGCUAAGUCACACAAUAGAAGGCAAAGGAAAUGCCUGCAAUAUCAGUGACGUGGCCAGGUGUAAGAGCAUCCUGCAAGCCAAGAAAAUGGGCCAAACUAUUUAUAUGAUAUAUUCUAAGGGCUGACUGCGUUUUAUUUUUAAUGGAAGUGGCAGGUUUGAAGGAAAUUGGUUUCACAUCCUAUUAUGUUUCCUGGCAGAUUUAAAAAUAGCUGACAAGACAUUUAAAAAGCAGAUCGAAUGACAGGAAAUGAUCAAAGAUGAUUGAAAAAAAAACAAAAAAGGAAAUGAGAUAGAUGUGACACACACAUGGUCACAUGUUCACCGUGGGCCCAAAACCCAAAGACCUGCAGUCACUAAGUUUCCCCUGCACUAAAGUACACUGUUUGCCUUUAAGAUUGAACUGUUGUUUUCUGCACAGGUUUUAAUGUUAUUAAUGCAUUUUUUAUUUAUUACUUUGAUGUGUAUAAAAUGUUAACAAAGCAACGCUUUGGCUUGAAGGGCUGAAUCAUUUAGUUAGCAAAAAGAAGCAGGGUGAUAUUUUUCUCUACAUUAGCCUUCACGAUUCUUGUCGAUGAGGAAUCGGAAUUGACUUUUUAUGUUUGUGUGUUUUGUGGACAGAGCCUCUUUUCUAUCUUGUGUAUUGUUUCUUUCUUACAUAAACUUGAUACUGUACAGCCUCCAAACAAGGCAGGAAUCAGUUAGCAAUAAAUGGAUGUUUUUUUUUGGUUAAACAAGUUGGAGUUGAGGUACGAUUAAAAAGCAAACCACUAAGACGAGUCCAUGCUUUACCUUACUUUGCCUUUAACGCUAGCAUACCAAUGAAUGUGAAUGAUGGAAUUGUUUUCUAAAUAAAAAGUUUUUAUCUGUGAAUGGUGCCUGGAGAACAG
Molecule: messenger RNA, 6795 nt
Organism: Doryrhamphus excisus (bluestripe pipefish)
Lineage: Eukaryota; Metazoa; Chordata; Actinopteri; Syngnathiformes; Syngnathidae
Gene: tiam2a
Product: TIAM Rac1 associated GEF 2a
Biological process (GO): small GTPase-mediated signal transduction; activation of GTPase activity
Molecular function (GO): guanyl-nucleotide exchange factor activity; protein binding
Source: RefSeq, a predicted model, not a curated record